This is a messenger RNA of Fundulus heteroclitus (mummichog), 4676 nucleotides long. RefSeq names its product cysteine-serine-rich nuclear protein 1b (gene csrnp1b). The coding region runs from base 299 to 2011 and encodes 570 amino acids. Gene Ontology annotation, molecular function: sequence-specific DNA binding; DNA-binding transcription factor activity, RNA polymerase II-specific. Lineage: Eukaryota; Metazoa; Chordata; Actinopteri; Cyprinodontiformes; Fundulidae. The record is from RefSeq and is a predicted model, not a curated record. Gene Ontology annotation, cellular component: nucleus. Gene Ontology annotation, biological process: regulation of transcription by RNA polymerase II. The transcript is spliced from 5 exons.
GCCAGGAGGGAGUUUUCCACUGACGAAAAAGGCUGCGCUUCUCGGCAGUCUGCUUCAGACAAGGGAAGCGCUUCGGCUGGUGCGGAGCCCCGGAGACAAUAGCACCGAGAGGUGUCUACACAGAAAAAAAUAUCUCCAUAUAUAUGCGGGGAUUCGCCUUCUCUUUUUCCUUUUUUUUUUAUUUACAUAUUUUAUUCCUUGUGCCAUUCGGAUUACCCAACCAUCGAUUGAUUGUCCAGCCCUCAUUUGAUUCCUAAUGGUGAUCGGAUACUUAAAUUGAUUCUUUGCACUAGACGCCAUGACGGGGCUUCUGAAGAGGAAGUUUGAGGAGGUGGACGAGGAUCCGUGCUACUCGUCUCCCUCGCCCUCUUCCCUCUCCUCCGCCUGCUCGGCCUGGGACUCGGAGGGGGAGAGCUGCUACUCGGACACCCUGGAUUCCAAUCCCAGCAACCCCUGCUCCCCAGCAACAAACUUCAACACAACAUCCAUUCUCAAGAAAUUCAAGAGAGCGCGCAGGGGCAACGUGACGUUCGACCAGGUGACGGUGUUCUUCUUCCCCCGGUGCCAGGGCUUCACCAGCGUUCCCAGUCGGGGAGGCUGCACCCUUGGCAUGAUGCAGCGGCACAGCGCCGAGCGCACGUACUCCCUUGCAGAAUUCGCCGUGGAGCAACAGCUCCGGCGCAGGGAAAAACUUCUCAACAGGCUUAGGGAAGAGAAGCUGGAGGCUUUGAAAAUGAAGCUGACGAAGAACGGCACGCAGGAAUGCGAAGAGGCGGAACGGCUCACGAUAGACGACAUCCCGGAGCAAGACCUCGACGUCGGCAGCGCCAACCCGGACGAGGGCUCUUUCCUCCAGCCGUACCCGUCCAAGAAGCGCUACGUCCUGCUCAAGGCAGCUGGCGUGAAGAAGAUCGACAAGGAGGAGAAGAGGCAGCUGCACGAGCUGAGGCUCUCCAGGGAGAACUGCGGUUGCGACUGCCAGGGGUUCUGCGAGCCCGAGACGUGCAGCUGCAGCCUGGCGGGUAUCAAAUGUCAGAUGGACCACUCGUCCUUCCCGUGCGGCUGCACCAAAGACGGCUGCGGUAACACGGAGGGUCGCAUCGAGUUCAACUCCAACCGGGUGCAGACGCAUUACAUCCACACCAUCAUGAAGCUGGAGCUGGAGAAGAGGCUGGAGGAGCAGUCCAGCAAUGAGGAAGAGGAGGAGGACAACGGCGUAGACCCCGGCAGCCAGCUACCAGCCGUGCCCUCCUUCCCUUUCAGCUCGGAGCUGAUGGCAGCCGGGGAGAACAGCUGCAGCAGCGACAUGACGGACUCGUCGGACUCUUCUGGCCAGAGCGAGGACUCGGAGGCGGGCGAGGGCCCGCGCGAGCAGCACAGCCCGCUGGACGUCGACGAGAACGGCCUGAACCGGAUUUUGAGUUUUAACGACGCGAGCAGCGGCGACGGCGAGGACAAGGACCACGACAACAGCCGCUGCCCAAACCGGCAGCAGGACCAGCCGUCCACAGAGGCGUUCAGCAGCUUUAGCAUCGUGGACUUCGCCGACGAAAACGACAACAUAGACGCCGCGCUGCUGGACGGCCACACGGACAAUCGAGCGACAGCCAUUUCGGAACUUUUGGACGAGAACGCCAACCAGGGCAACGGGCUUUUCCACAGCUGCAGCGUGCCGCACACGCCUUCCCCCACCGUCGACCGCUCGGCGAGCUACGACAUGGACCUGAGCCUCUCCUCGGAGUCGGACCUGGAGUUCUUUGACGGCUUCCCCUGCCUGGGGCCCAGCUCGCUGUACAAUUCCCUGAAGGAGUACGAGCACAUGGACAACUAUUUCCAGUUUCAGAUGCCCAACUACCCCAGUUUCCCCGCGGCGAACGACACAGGGACCUGCCUUCUGGAAUCCCUGAUCGGCCUCUCGGAAUCCGUCCCGGAGCCCCCCGCCACCUUUACGGACAAUCAGCUGAUGGAGGAAGCCAUGACACUGUCUGUGAUGGAGUCUGUGAAAGUUUGACACAAUACGCGAACAAUGUAAGAAAGGAAAAAACUCACGGAAGAGUGUGGGGGUGGGAGGGGUUGGGAGGGGAUUUGAAAAAAAUGCACAUAAGAUGUCAACGUGUUUUUGAGGAAGCUGUGAUUUCCCUCCUUUUUCUUUAAUUUCUUGUUUUCCUUUGCCUACGAAAUAUUCAGAUUCCAGACUUGCCUUCGAAAUGUUAGCAAAGCAGUUUUGGGGGAUGAUUGCUUUGAGAGACGGCAGCUAGGGGUUAAAAGUGGAUGGAGAUCAAUUGGACUAGGCCAAUAGAAACCAAUGAAUCCUAAGAAAGCUCUUUUAACCAAACCAAGACCACCAACCGCUCGCUGAACAGGAAUCAACCUUAAAAACUGUUUUCAGGUUGGGUGUUGAGCUCAACACGGCUGAAUGUUCACCUCAGGGAAUUCAAUUUAAAAAAAAAAAAAAAAAAAAACAUUUUUCUAGCUUUUCGGAGGCAAUGCGCGGUGACCAUUGCUGUGAUUGCCUUCAUACGAAACCCGAGUCAAACGGCGACGUACAGUAGUUCUGUUUGCGUCCCGUCCCCCCCACCUUUUCUGGAGAUGACUUGAGCGAAGAAAAAGCUGAGGUCUCAUCUCAAAAGGUCUUUUUGAGGUACAAGAAAAAGAAAAAUCCCUGUCGGAGCUCCUCGAUCAGCACUUUAUCUGUGAAAAUAGCUACGUAUGCAUAGGCAUAGUUUUGGUCGUUUGGGAUGGAUUCAACAGUUUGAUGCUAAAUUAUGGAGUUUCUUAUUUAUGGGCUGGAAUUGUUGCUCAUAUUCUUUAAAAAAAAACAACAAGAAGCUGUAUCUGUAUUUUCUUUACUACUUUUGUUUUUAAAUUAUUUCCUUUUUAAUGGUUUUAUUUAUUUCAGAUGAAGCCUCCACUCACUCAAACAGCACUGCGGUUUGUUUUUACCUUAAAGUGCAAUCUUCCUCCUGUUUUAUUCCAUUAAGGUAUUGCAAUGGGAAUCGGAAACCCAGUGGCGGUUUUUGGUAUGAUCCCUGUAAGGCAGUUGCCCAGGGUGGCAUUACAAAUGGGGGCGCACUCAAGAACCAGAAAACAUUAGUUUUCUGCCCUGAACAAGUUUUCUAUUGCUUGCAUGCAUGUGCAGUCAAAGGAAAGUGCCCCCUGCACCCUGCAGUCUAUAGGGAGACUAGUUUUCAUGCUUUGUGCAGACCUGCAUUAAAAACUGCAUUUUUGUCCCACUGGAAGGUGUUGGUGGGGCAAAAAGAAAGCAAGCUUGCACAGGACACAGUUCAUGCGAGAACCGCCACUGAUAGGACCACAAGUUAAUCCGAAAGUAUUUAAUAUCUAUUCUCUAAUGCUUUGUUGUAAGUUAUUCUGUCUUUAUUUCACGCGUUAUUUAAUUUACAGACACUUUGGCAAUAACGUGGGCUGUCGUGAAGUUUACUGGAUGUGCCUGUUUAUCAGGGGAGCCAUGCCCGCCGGCGGUGUGCGCGCAAGUGCUUCCGUUUAAGCUUUUUGGGACUGAAAACUGUGGAACCUCCCUAAUCACUGAAACAAAUAAAGAAAAUGAUGCUUCUAUUUGUAUCGCUGCCUAUAACAUAACCAUAGAAAAAAAAUAUACUAAUAUUUUCUAACUAAUAUAUGUAGGAUGAGAAAAGAAUUCUAAUCACUGACAAAUUGAAUAUUUUAUUAAGAAAUCGAAAUUAAUAAUUUUCAAUCUGAGACAACCUUUGUAAUAUAUGAAUUAUAGAGAAAAUGUAUGCUUAUGAAGGUUAGUGCUCUUUAGCAUUCUGAAGUAUUUUUUAUUAGGCAGCCAAAUGGUUGGAUAUGUUAGAGAAAAGCCACUAAAACUUCAAUUGCAAAAAAUCAAUUUGAUUGUACUCUGAAUAUUUCUGGAAGUCUGUGACUUGGGUUAAAAUGUUAAAAUUACACAAAUGCGAAGUUUUUUUUGUUAAUUUCUUUUUAUAUUUUAGUGGGUUGGAAACUGCAUAUAUUAUACAGUUUUUAAUCCCGAACCCUGAAAUUUGAAGAGUUGCCUCAUUGAUUAUCAAGCGAGACCCUUUUUUUUUUUUCUUUUUUUUUUUUCUUGAGCUGAGGGACACUAGAGAGCUGAUGUACAUAUCCUCACCCUUUCCACAGCUGUUUCAACAGCCUUUUCUGGACCCUUUAGAAAUUAUGCAUGCAGGUCCUGUUUGUCAAAACUUCUUCUGAAUAAUUGUAUACUUUGAAAAGUGCAGAAUGCACGUUAGAAAUGUAUUAUUCGCUUUUUGCCUUUUUAAAAAUUAAUUUCAUCCCAUAUAUGUUUGUAAGCCACAAAGAUUGGCACUGUUUUUAUUUUUGCCUUUUUUAUUUUUUUUUGCAAGCAGACAACUUUUUCUUGUAUAAAGCAUUAAAUCUCAUGAAGAAAUGACAUCAGUGAGUGUUUAUCAGUGUAAUAUAUUACAGUACAGUUUAUUAUUAUUUUAUUAUUAUUAUUAUUUCAAAAGAAUGUGUCUUACUUUUUUUGCCUUUUUGUGUUGUGCAUAUUUCUGCUUGAAAAGGUCCUGCAGAGCAAACAAAGCUGCUUUAUUUUUUACAUAUUCACACAUUAACCUGCUGUUCGAAAACACUUUCUUUCAUCUAAGCCAUUUUGACAGCUUGUCCCUCCAAAUGAUAAUUAAAACAAAACAUUCUUUUGUAAA